Molecule: messenger RNA, 1873 nt
Organism: Carassius auratus (goldfish)
Lineage: Eukaryota; Metazoa; Chordata; Actinopteri; Cypriniformes; Cyprinidae
Product: gastrula zinc finger protein XlCGF8.2DB-like
Exons: 2
Coding region: 159-1265 (368 amino acids)
Biological process (GO): regulation of gene expression
Cellular component (GO): nucleus
Source: RefSeq, a predicted model, not a curated record
UUCCGGUGCAUCCCGUUGGAGUUACUAUUGUUAUUGUGUGCAGCUGCUUGCUGUUUCUUCCUACAGUUCCUGGAAUUUGGAUGCUCGUUGGAGUUUUUGUGUACAGUGUUAGUACAUUACAAAACAACCUGUUGGAAGUGAAUUAGGAGAGUGAAGACAUGAGUGAAUCGGAGGAGAAACAUCAUCAAGUCCAAACUGGAGCAAAAUCUUCUUCCUCGCAAACUGAAAGUAAAUCAUUGCUGACAAGAGGGGCACAAAUAUAUUUCAUCUGCCCCCAGUGUGGAAGAUGUUUCCUACACAAACAAGGUCUUAGACUUCAUAUAAGAGUUCACACUGGAGAGAAACCGUACAAAUGUGCUCAGUGUGACAAGAGUUUCAAACGAAAAGGAAACCUUAACGAUCACGUGAAAAUCCACAGCGGAGAGAAGCCGCACACGUGCGAUCAUUGUGGGAAGAGCUUUUCACUUAAACAAAACCUUAAGGUGCACCUCAGAGUCCACACUGGAGAGAAACCACACGUUUGUGUUCAAUGUGGGAAGAGCUUUUCAGGGAAAUAUUUACUCAAUGAUCACAUUAAAAUCCACACGGGCGAGAAUCCAUAUGCAUGUGAUCAGUGCGGGAAGAGGUUCACGUAUAAAUCAAACUUUAACCACCACAUGACGAUCCACACUGGAGAGAAACCACACACUUGUGCUCAGUGUGGGAAGAGUUACGCACGAAAAGGAGCCCUCAAUGAUCACAUGAAGAUCCACACCGGAGAGAAUCUGCACACGUGUGAUCAGUGCGGGAAGAGUUUCAGAAAAUCAGGGGUUUUUAAAAAACACAUGCUUACUCAUUCUAGAAAAAGACUGUAUAAUUGUGACCAAUGCGGUAAAAGUUUUUUUAGGGCGGAUUUCCUGAAGAACCACUUGAAGGUUCAUACAACGGAGAAGCCUUAUGUAUGUUCCUUGUGUGGAAAGAGUUUCAGGCACACGAGUGCAUUGAAGAUACACCAGAAAAGACACAGCGCUGUGAAGGAUCACGCUUGCUCUGAAUGUGGGAAGGCUUUUUCUACAAUUGGUGACCUGAAAGUGCAUCAGUCAGUUCACACUCCAGAAACACCUUAUAAGUGUUCACACUGUGACAAGAGCUUCAAACGCUCAGAAUAUCUGAGAAAACACGAGAGGAUCCACACUGGAGAGAGACCUUAUCACUGCAUUCGGUGUGGGAAGAGUUUCACUCAUUUAUCGUCUCUAAUCCGUCAUAAAAAAGAAAUGCAUGUCUGAAAUUACAAAAACCUUUAGUUUGAGUUCUGGUCCUGUACUCUGAAACAAUUGUUGAUAACCGAUUAAUCAAAGGUUGUUCGAACAAUUUAUCCACUGAUUGUUAAUUAUGGUUUGUAAGAGAUUAGAGAAUGUCUUCGUUUCACUGUUUUUAAUAAUGUUGCAGGAAAAUGUUGUGAAGCAGUACUUUUCUAUUGUUUUUGCUUUGGUAUAAUAACAAUAUCAGAAAACAGCUGGAAGUGGACGCAUUGAGUAACCAGCUGAGAGUGAACAGACAGAGAUUAGACGUGAUGGAAGAGGACGAGGAUGAUCUGAGUGAAGCGGAGCUGAAACAUCAUGCCAAAACUGGUCAUACGAGUUUCUUAAAGUGGAAAGAGUCUCCUAAACAAACAAAGUCUUAAAAUUCUCAUGAGAGUUCAUAGUGGAGAUGUAGGAGGCGUUUCACACAGAAAAGAAACCUUAUUGGACACAUGAGGAUCCACAUUGGAGAGAAGCCAUAUAUAGUGGCAUGCAAAAGUUUGGGAACCCCUACCAGAAUCUGUGAAAAUGUGAAUAAUUUUAACAGAAAUAAGAGAGAUCAGACUAAAUGCAUAUUUUUUCUAUUUAGUACU